Messenger RNA from Abrus precatorius (Indian licorice), 3845 nucleotides. Its product is annotated as plasma membrane ATPase 4. The transcript is spliced from 16 exons. Gene Ontology annotation, molecular function: ATP hydrolysis activity; ATP binding; P-type proton-exporting transporter activity. Gene Ontology annotation, biological process: regulation of intracellular pH; proton export across plasma membrane. Gene Ontology annotation, cellular component: plasma membrane. NCBI's taxonomy places the organism in Eukaryota, Viridiplantae, Streptophyta, Magnoliopsida, Fabales, Fabaceae. Bases 158 to 3013 code for a protein of 951 amino acids. The record is from RefSeq and is a predicted model, not a curated record.
ACCAUAAAAUCGCAUAAACCACACCUCUCACAUAGGGGAUAUAUAUAUAGCACCACACAGCACUGCACCCACUACCAUCUUAAUUUCUCCUUCUUCAUAACACUUUUUCUAUAUAACCUUACUUCUGAUUGCAACGCCACUCCAUUUUUCUUCCAACAUGGGCGGUAUCAGCCUUGAGGAAAUCAAAAACGAAAACGUCGAUCUGGAACGAAUUCCAGUAGAGGAAGUGUUUGAACAGCUGAAAUGUUCAAGAGCAGGCCUUUCAUCGGACGAAGGAGCCAGUCGGCUUCAAGUUUUCGGGCCAAACAAAUUGGAAGAGAAAAAGGAGAGCAAGGUUUUGAAGUUCUUGGGUUUUAUGUGGAACCCUUUAUCAUGGGUCAUGGAAGCUGCUGCUAUAAUGGCCAUUGCUUUGGCUAAUGGUGGAGGAAGACCCCCAGAUUGGCAAGACUUCGUUGGUAUCAUUGCUCUUUUGCUCAUUAACUCCACAAUCAGUUUCAUUGAGGAAAACAAUGCUGGCAAUGCUGCUGCUGCACUCAUGGCUGGUUUAGCUCCCAAGACCAAGGUUCUAAGAGAUGGGCGAUGGACUGAACAGGAUGCUGCAAUUUUGGUGCCAGGAGAUAUAAUCAGCAUUAAGCUUGGAGAUAUCAUUCCUGCUGAUGCACGUCUUCUGGAGGGCGAUGCUUUGAGUGUUGAUCAAUCUGCUUUGACUGGUGAAUCUCUUCCAGUGACAAAGAAUCCAUCUGAUGAAGUGUUUUCUGGAUCAACUGUUAAGAAAGGUGAGAUAGAAGCUGUUGUGAUUGCUACUGGGGUGCACACAUUUUUUGGUAAAGCAGCUCAUUUGGUGGACAGCACCAACCAAGUUGGGCACUUUCAGAAAGUCCUUACAGCAAUUGGUAAUUUCUGUAUUUGCUCCAUUGCUGUUGGGAUAAUCAUUGAGCUCAUAGUCAUGUACCCAAUACAGCACCGCAAGUAUAGAGAUGGAAUUGACAAUCUGUUGGUCCUAUUGAUUGGAGGGAUUCCAAUUGCUAUGCCAACUGUUCUGUCUGUCACUAUGGCUAUUGGUUCUCACAGGCUUUCCCAGCAAGGUGCAAUCACAAAGAGGAUGACGGCUAUUGAGGAAAUGGCAGGGAUGGAUGUCCUUUGCAGUGACAAAACUGGGACUCUGACACUGAAUAAGCUGACUGUUGAUAAAAACUUGGUUGAGGUUUUUGCUAAGGGUGUUGAGAAGGAGUAUGUGAUCCUUCUUGCAGCAAGGGCUUCUAGGACCGAGAAUCAGGAUGCCAUAGAUGCUGCAAUUGUUGGGAUGCUUGCUGACCCAAAGGAGGCACGAGCUGGUAUCAGGGAGGUUCAUUUUCUUCCAUUCAAUCCGGUAGACAAGAGGACUGCUUUAACGUACAUCGAUUCUGAUGGAAAUUGGCAUCGAGCUAGCAAAGGUGCUCCUGAGCAGAUAUUGAACCUCUGCAACUGCAAAGAGGAUGUCAGAAAAAGGGUUCACUCAGUGAUUGACAAGUUUGCUGAACGCGGCCUCCGUUCUUUGGCUGUUGCUAGACAGGAAGUACCUGAGAAAACAAAGGAUAGUCCUGGUGCACCAUGGCAAUUUGUUGGUCUGCUACCACUGUUUGAUCCUCCCAGGCACGAUAGUGCAGAAACCAUCACAAGAGCUCUGAACCUCGGUGUGAAUGUUAAGAUGAUUACUGGUGAUCAGCUUGCCAUUGCCAAGGAAACUGGCAGAAGGCUUGGGAUGGGAACAAACAUGUACCCAUCUUCUUCAUUGCUUGGCCAAAGUAAGGAUGCUUCUGUUUCAGCUGUUCCUGUUGAUGAGUUGAUUGAGAAGGCUGAUGGAUUUGCUGGAGUAUUUCCUGAACACAAAUAUGAAAUUGUCAAGAGGCUGCAAGAGAGGAAGCACAUAUGUGGAAUGACAGGUGACGGUGUCAAUGAUGCCCCUGCAUUAAAGAAAGCAGAUAUUGGAAUUGCUGUUGCUGACGCUACAGAUGCUGCUAGAAGUGCUUCUGACAUUGUCCUCACUGAACCUGGUCUGAGUGUCAUUAUUAGUGCAGUGCUCACCAGCAGGGCAAUUUUCCAAAGGAUGAAGAAUUAUACUAUAUAUGCUGUGUCAAUCACCAUUCGUAUUGUGUUUGGUUUCCUGUUUAUUGCAUUGAUUUGGAAGUUUGAUUUUGCACCCUUCAUGGUGUUGAUCAUUGCCAUACUAAAUGAUGGUACCAUUAUGACAAUAUCCAAGGAUAGAGUGAAACCAUCUCCACAACCUGACAGCUGGAAACUGAGGGAGAUAUUUGCCACUGGCGUUGUGCUAGGUAGUUACUUGGCACUGAUGACAGUAAUAUUUUUCUGGCUCAUGAGGGAUACCGACUUCUUCUCGGACAAGUUUGGUGUGAGGUCUUUGAGGAAAAGCCCCGAAGAAAUGAUGGCAGCACUGUACCUACAAGUCAGUAUUAUAAGCCAGGCACUAAUUUUUGUCACCAGGUCCCGCAGCUGGUCCUAUGUUGAAAGACCUGGUCUUCUCCUACUUGGUGCUUUUAUGAUUGCACAAUUGGUUGCAACUUUUCUAGCAGUAUAUGCUAAUUGGGGCUUCGCUAGAAUUAAGGGAAUGGGAUGGGGUUGGGCUGGUGUAAUCUGGCUCUUCAGUUUAGUGACAUAUGUGCCUCUUGAUAUACUCAAAUUCGCAAUCCGCUAUGUUCUGAGUGGGAAGGCUUGGGAUAAUCUUUUGGAGAACAAGACUGCCUUCACUACAAAGAAAGACUACGGCAAAGAAGAAAGGGAAGCACAAUGGGCAGCUGCACAGAGAACUCUACAUGGUCUUCAGCCACCUGAAACAACCAACCUUUUCAAUGACAAGAACAGCUACCGGGAACUUUCAGAGAUUGCUGAGCAAGCCAAGAGACGUGCUGAGGUUGCAAGGCUCAGGGAGCUUCAUACUCUGAAGGGACAUGUUGAGUCAGUGGUGAAGCUGAAGGGACUUGACAUCGAUACAAUUCAACAGCAUUAUACAGUUUAAUUAAGGAGCUUGGACAACUUUCAAGAAGAACAUGCUUCGGUGCUUGUCCGAGAACAAAAACAGCAACAUAAUGAAGACCUAAGUUACUCCGUGUUUUAGAUUAGGAUGAAGGUCCUUUGGUGAAAAUUUGACUGGUUAUUCCUCUAUUCCAUCUAUUUUAGUAGCUGGAAGAGAUGCUAUUCUCUUUAGGUACCAAAUAACAUGGUUGAUAGGAUUUACUUGCGUCUUUUUUUGCGAACGUUAAUGAUAUUAAGGUCACUUUAAAGCCCUAUAUAUUUUUUUCUCUGAACAAAAAUCUCAAUAUAUUUUUUAUCUUGAUUAAUGUUGCUAAAUGCUGAAUUCAAUCUUCGUGUCCUUUUUCUACAUCCGUUCGUGUCCAGCCCAAAAAAGACAACAUCGUGUGAAUUUGUGUCAGUAAUGGAUCCAGCAACUGGUGGAUAGAUGCAGAAAAAAUGGAAGCACUCCGAAAUUAAACUGAAAAAAGGGUCACGCGUGAUCUUUAUCCUUGUUUCUCGUUUUGAGUUCAACCAAUGGGUGGAAAAAUGGAUGCUGUGUUGUUGGAUGAAAACAUGUUCACAGGGACAUGACAAUAGACAAAUUACUGAUUUUCAGGAAGUCGAUAAAUAUCUCGUCUUGAUAAAAAAAAGCUGAUAUUCCUGAUACAGCAAUUAGAUCUUUAAUGGUGACGUCAUGUGCAUUGAACUUUGCUAAUUUGAAAUAAGGACGAGCUCCAGUAUUUUUUUUUUUUCACCUUUUUCUUGGGUUAACUGUAUGGUUUGUCCAAAGCCGAGUGAAUGUUCAAAAAGUUAAAUAACACUCAUAUACUUCUUGC